Molecule: messenger RNA, 1674 nt
Organism: Coniosporium apollinis CBS 100218
Lineage: Eukaryota; Fungi; Ascomycota; Dothideomycetes
Exons: 2
Coding region: 1-1674 (557 amino acids)
Cellular component (GO): mitochondrial matrix
Molecular function (GO): L-glutamate gamma-semialdehyde dehydrogenase (NAD+) activity
Source: RefSeq, a predicted model, not a curated record
AUGGCCUUCCGAUACCCAGCGCCAGCUAACGCUGUUGGGCUCUUAUACCUCCCGGGGUCUGAAGAGAAGAAGCUCCUGAAGGCCGCUCUGGCCGAGAUGGAGAAGAGUACCGCCGAGAUCCCCAGCAUCAUUAACGGCGAACGAGUCUAUACUGGCCGCAAGAGCGCUCAAGUCAAUCCUUGGAACCGAAAUGGAGCUCCGCUGGCAGAGUAUCACGAAGUCGAUAAGGAAACUGUCGAGAAGAGAGCCAUCCCUGGUGCUCUCGAAGCGAGGAAGAAAUGGGCCAACAUGCCAUUCAGCCAGCGGGCAGCGGUUUACAAGCGAGCAGCAAAGCUCGUAGAGACAAAGUACAGGUGGAAGCUGAUGGCGGCAACAAUGAUCGGACAAGGUAAGACGUUCGGACAAGCCGAAGGCGACUGCAUCACCGAAGUCAUCGACACGCUCAACUUCCACGUCUACUUCUGUCACCAGCUGUACCAGCAACAACCACCUAAACAAUCCGACUCAGCAUACAACACUCUCGAUUACCGACCCUUGGAAGGUUUCCUACUCGCUAUUUCGCCUUUUAAUUUUACGGCUUUGGGGGCACAUAUCGCAUUCACACCGGCCAUUCUAGGAAACGUGGUGCUGUGGAAACCGUCACCCAUGGCCGUCCUGUCUAACUACAUCCUGUAUCAAGUCAUGGAAGAAGCUGGUGUGCCGAAAGGCGUCAUCCAAUUCCUGCCCGUAGCGGAUCCGACCCUCGUUGUCGAGCCCGCCCUUGCCAGCCCUCAUUUCUCCGGUCUGCACUACACCGGUUCUUCAGCUGUGCUGAGAAGUCUGUGGGCUCAGAUUGGCGCGAACUCAGAUAUUUACAAGACUUUCCCACGUGUGGUAGGUGAGAGUGGCGGCAAGAACUUCCACCUCGUCCACAACUCCUGCGAGGACGACGUCGAUUGGAUUGCGUCGGCCGCAGUACGUUCAGCUUAUGAGUUCCAAGGACAAAAGUGCAGUGCCUUGUCUCGCUUCUUCGUGCCAAAGUCCAUGUGGGAGCAGGGCGAUCUGAAGAAGGCACUGCUGAGAGAGGCGGCCAAGAUGACGUAUGGAGACGAUGUCAAGCAGAUCUACCAUCGACUCGGCCCGCUUGUGUCGCAGGCGUCGUAUGAGCGGUUCGGCGACUUUGUUGCUCGUGCCCAAAGGGAAGGCCACAAGCUUAUCUUUGGCGGGAAGCAAGACGGCCGAAAGGGAUUCUUCGUCGAGCCUGUCAUCUUCGAGGUCAACCAAACCGAAAAGAGCUCAGAGAGCGAACUUAUGACAAAGGAACUUUUCGGACCCCUUUUUGCCGUGCAGACGUAUGACGAUGCUUCGCCUACCGGUUUCGAAGACAUCUGCGACCUGAUUGACACCACGACCGAUUAUGGUUUGGCAGGCUCUGUCUUUUCGCGCGACAGGGAAGCUGUGCAGAUCGCCAACAAGAGGCUGAGAGAUUCAGUGGGCAUGUUUUGCAUCAACGACAAGUGCACGGGAGCAGUCAUUGGUGCGCAGCCGUUUGGUGGAGCGAGGUCCAGUGGCACAAACGACAAGGCAAACUCGGUCAAUGUGCUCCUCAGGUUUUCUAGCAUUCGAUGUGUCAAGGAUUCGUUCGAGAGCGGAAGCAGCACGCUAAGCGCUUGCCAUCUUCGCGAAGAAGCGUGA